AUGAAUCAGAUUCACUUGUUACCCGCGGGCGAUCCUGAUAACCCUGUUCCGCCUUUCACCCAGGAAAUUAUGGGUGCAAGGAUUUCAAGAAAAUUCAAACUCCCAACCAUAAAAGCUUAUGAUGGCACGGGUGAUCCCGCUAACCACGUUCGAACAUUCAUGAACGCUCUUAUUUAUUGGUAUAGUCGCCUACCCCCUAAUUCUAUCUCUUGUUUUGCUGACUUGAGCAGGGCCUUCAUAGGACAAUUCGUUGGAAGCAAAACUCACGCCAAAAGCUCCGCCUCAUUAAUGAAUUUACACCAGGGUAAAAACGAAUCACUCCGGGAGUAUAUGAAUCGUUUUACCAAAGAGGCCUUGAAGGUCCCAGACCUAGAUCAGAAGGUAGCCAUGAUUGCACUCCAGCAAGGUACCACUGAUGACAAUUUUCGCAGGUCUCUAGCCAAGAGAGCCCCUGAUAAUAUGAACGACUUACAAGAGAGAGCCGGGAAGUAUAUUAAGGCAGAGGAAAGCCUAAGAAAAUCCCAGAGUAAUCAAGGGCCGAACGCUAACUUUAAGAAACGUGGGAAUGAUGCCGAGUAUAACGCUGAGAAUAAAUAUGCCAAAAAGGAUGAUGAUGAGAAGUCGCCUGCUAAAAAGAAGGUGGGACCAAGGUUCACUGAAUAUGCUAGACUCAAUGCCCCAAGAAGUCAAAUCCUAAUGGAGAUCGAAAAGGAUGAGAGUGUCCGAUGGCCGAAGCCCAUAAGGACUGACCCCGAGAAACGAAACAAGGAUUUGUAUUGUCGAUUCCACAAAGACACGGGGCAUAAAACCGAUGAUUGUCGGCAGCUGAAAGAUGAAAUUGAAUUCUUGAUCCGAAGAGGCAAGUUGUCCAAGUUCACCAAGGAUGGAGACAAAAGUUAUCGGGACAAUGACAACCGUGGAAGAGACAAUGAUGACAAGAGAGCUUAG
Daucus carota subsp. sativus is the source of this 948-nucleotide messenger RNA. RefSeq lists its product as uncharacterized. The transcript has a single exon. The record is from RefSeq and is a predicted model, not a curated record. The coding region runs from base 1 to 948 and encodes 315 amino acids. NCBI's taxonomy places the organism in Eukaryota, Viridiplantae, Streptophyta, Magnoliopsida, Apiales, Apiaceae.